GCUUAGGCCGCCCUAGAUAUACUUAAACUGGAGAUAGACUGUUGUACACACAUACAUGCACCAACGCAAUCAUAAACACUUAUAUUAAUAGAUGAAAAUAGACACACGAUAGUACUAUCAGCACACUAUGGGUAUCAUACUAAAAGAUGUGGACAGUAGCGACGAUGAAGAGUUCGAUGGAGACAUAGUCAGCAAUGUAGGCGAUAGCGAUACCAGUAUAGGCUCUGAGCAUGUGUUUAAGGCUCCAUUGCCUGUCACAAGAUCACAAGAUAUUGGAGAUAAAGAAGAGAUUGAUGGGGGGUUAAUUAGUGGUUUUGACGAUACAGAUAACAGUUUAGUCUUCGUGCGUGUGUUCAGGGCACCUUUGCCUGAUGCAAGAGCUCAUUGGUUGUUAUAG
Sphaeroforma arctica JP610 is the source of this 397-nucleotide messenger RNA. RefSeq lists its product as hypothetical. Bases 128 to 397 code for a protein of 89 amino acids. The record is from RefSeq and is a predicted model, not a curated record. The transcript is spliced from 2 exons. Lineage: Eukaryota; Ichthyosporea; Ichthyophonida.